AUGACAGGCCGCAGGUCGGAGGAGUGCGCUAAGUUAUCGAGGUAAAGUUGCUGUAAAAGAGUCGGGAGAAUGUCUUCACAGAGUGAAGCCGGAGGGGAUGGAGAAUAGGGAAGGCCCGGAGGCAAACGGGCAGGGACACACGGAGCAGAUGGCACAGCAAGAGCCCCUGUAUGAUUUCCCCGAGCCUAGCCAGGCAUCCCAGCGUAAGAUUCUGCCUCAUCAGAGGGGACAGGGCUCCCUCAGAAGCAUCAGCGUCCUGGACCGCCUCCUGCUCACUGUUCCCGUCUGGCUCCAGCUGUCCAUCAACCCUGCCACAGCACUGCACAUACUGCGGAGAGAGCCUCCUGGGACAUUCAUCAUCCGGAAGUCUCGCACAUCCCAGAGGAAUGUGCUGUGUGUCCGAUUGGCCGACGACAGCGUGCCUUCCUUUGUCCAGCAGUUUGGCAUCAAGGAGGAACAGUCCAGUAAAACUUUGUGCCUGGAGACUUCAGCCAUCAGCUUCCCAGAUCUCCCAAGACUGAUUGCUUUUUACUGUGUCAGCAGGGAUGUGUUGCCGUUUCCUCUGGAGCUUCCUGAAGCCAUUGGAAGAGCAACGUCACACAAAGAGCUGGAGUCCAUCUCACAUUUGGGAAUAGAAUUCUGGAAUUCCCAUCUAAAUGUGCGCGGGCCUCGUGAACCUCCAAAACCCCAGACAGACAAGGAGAAGAAGAAUAAUUUGGACGCUGUGCCUUUGGCCUCCCCAGCUCCCGUUUCCCAGCCGGUCCCUGUGCCCACUUCUAACCCGGCUUCAACGCUCGACUCCGACAAGCUGCUCAGCGCUGCGCCCGAACCGGAGGCGGCCGCCAAGCAGCCCGGUCCUGGGAAUACUUUGUUCCAGGAGUUCUGUCCGAUCACGACGCGCAGCCCCCAGGAGCUGGACUGUGGCGCCGGGCUGGGCGCGCUCUGCUUCAUCAACCCUCUCUUCCUGCAGUCCCAGAAUGCUUUGUCCCGGCAGCGCAUCUUGAAACGCAGCCUCAAGAUUCGGAUUUCUACGGAGACGUCGAGUCUGCUCUCCCCACCUCUCGCCGCCCCUCCGCCUCCUCCUCUGGUACCAAAAGCUAAGAGGAAAUGUAAAGCCCAGAAAGAGAACGCUGAACUCUAUGAGGAGGUUCAGCCGACGCCAAUCGCGCCCGGUGAGACGCAGGAGCCGGUCCAGUCCCAGACCGAACCCGGCCAGAGUCCAGCUGAAGGGGCUGCAGCUCAGCUUCCAGCAGGAACGGAGCUUUUUCCCAGUGACUGUGACUACAUGACGCCCCCUCCGGCAGUCAACGUCUCCCACUCGCCCUCUCUCUCUCCGUACAUGUCCCCAGCUGCCUCUCCCAUGCCGCCCCUCCUCUGUCCCAAGGCGUCUCCAUCCCGCUCUCCUCGCGAAUCCCCCAGCGUGUCCCCCUCCCUGUCCCCGUACCAGUCCCCGUCUCUGCCUCACAGGGCUCCUCCCUUCUCCCUCUCUCCCUAUCACUCGCCCAAUCUGUCCCCCUCCGGUUCCCCCCGGCAGUCCCCCUCUCCUUCCCCCGUCCUGCCGCCGUCUCUCCCUCCCUUCACCGCCGCAGCCUCGUCUCAGCCGAGCGAGCAGGCCGACUCCACGUACGCCACUCCCACCAGCCUGGAUCAGAGGAGAGCAGGUGUGGACGAAAAGGAAGAAAUAAAGGAUGUGCACGGAGGUGGAUGCGAGGAGCAGGAAGACGGUUUGGCGUUGCAGAUGAGUGCUGCGUCUUUAAAUGACUCUGAGAGCCGCAGUCCUGAAGCAGCAGCACAGUUCUCCUCGGUUAUGGACAAUAAUACGAGCCUCGAGCAAACAAACUGAUUCAUGUCAUUAAAAAAAAUUCUUUCUAUUGUGUAGAUUGAUCAAAUUUCCCUUGUAGUUUUAGGUUUUCCUGAAACGCCAAUAAAAGAA
Messenger RNA from Salarias fasciatus (jewelled blenny), 1933 nucleotides. Its product is annotated as ras and Rab interactor 1-like. The transcript is spliced from 6 exons. The record is from RefSeq and is a predicted model, not a curated record. Bases 98 to 1843 code for a protein of 581 amino acids. NCBI's taxonomy places the organism in Eukaryota, Metazoa, Chordata, Actinopteri, Blenniiformes, Blenniidae.